Passer domesticus (house sparrow) is the source of this 5074-nucleotide messenger RNA. It is a transcript of the gene ZBTB24, whose product is annotated as zinc finger and BTB domain containing 24. Lineage: Eukaryota; Metazoa; Chordata; Aves; Passeriformes; Passeridae. Bases 1295 to 3886 code for a protein of 863 amino acids. Gene Ontology annotation, cellular component: nucleus. Gene Ontology annotation, molecular function: protein binding; DNA-binding transcription factor activity, RNA polymerase II-specific. Gene Ontology annotation, biological process: regulation of transcription by RNA polymerase II. The transcript has 7 exons. The record is from RefSeq and is a predicted model, not a curated record.
UGCUCGAGCCCCACGAGGGACGAGCGGCCUUCCCUCGAGGGGCGGCCCGAAGGGCUCACACGGUGCGCGGGGCGCGACCCGCACGGUGCCCUUGGCCGUGGCCGUGUGGAGGCCCAGCCCCGCGCCGUGCGCUGCCCCCCGGGGUCACCUCCCGGGAGCUCCUGAGUCCUUCCGCGGCUGGCCCGGAGUGUGGUUCCGACCGCACUGCCGGCAGCGAGGGGCCUUCUGCUGGAGUACAGCCUCGCUCUGUAAUGGGGAGCGGGAUUUAGGGAAGUGGCGUGGUUUGGAUUUUGCAGUCAGAAUGCUAAUGCUGUCACCUCCUGGUUAAACAUCGAAGUCCUUCAUGCAGUCAGAGCUCACAAAACACCCAUUACCUUGUCUGGAGCACGUGUGGACGUUAGGGGAUGCCUGCAGGCAGAGUUGGCAGCAGCUGUCCAGUAAUUCUUGUAUUGCACGAUAAGGCAGGUUGGGUCACACCUGCUCCGGCAACAAACAUUGGGCUCACAUGCUUCGGAAAUUAAAGCACCCAGAUAAAACAAUUUGACUCCACUGUGAACUAUUUGGUAGCUGAUUAGAGCUAAAGAAUCCCUUUUUCACCAUCUCAGUAGCAUUUAGGUAUAAUCUGUAGGUAGUGUCUGCUGUUUCAUGGAGCAUUUGUUCAGGUCAUUGAAACUGUUGCACUAACUAAAUAUAAAUAUGUAGAUUUAUGUGUGUUUAAUAUGACCCUUGUAUUAUCUUUGGUUUAGCUGAGCUUUGUAAAAAAGACAUUUUGGCCAUAUCUCUUCCAUAAUAUUUGGUGGCUUCUUUUGAAAUGGGUGGAUUUUUUUGUUUAUUAUGAGUUUUUGCAAAUUUACUGUUGAAGAAGCCUAGCAAGUCAAAUUGACCGUUGAUGAGUCCAUGGAAUCAUUUAUUACAGGAUUUCCUACCUUAUCCCUGACUAAACUGCACUGAUCAAACUGCUGUUGACCUUUUUGUUUCCAUUGUGGUGUGUUGGUGCUGGCUGGACACCAGUGCCCACCAGAGCCUCCCAUCACUCCCCUCCUCAGGGGAACGGGAACAGAGGAUAUACUAGAAGCUCAUGAGUUGAGAUAAAACAGAGAGAGAUCACUCACCAGUUUCCAGCACAGGCAGAACAGACUUGACUUGAGGAAAUUACUUUAUUGUCAAUGAGAUUACUGUCAGGUAAUGAGAAAUAAACCCAAAUCUUUAAACUGCUCACCCCACCUCUCCCUUCUUUCCAGGCUCAGCUUUAGUCCCAGUUUUCUCUGCCUCCUCCCUCCAGCAGUGCAGGGGGAUGGAGAAUGGGGCUGUAGUCAAUUUGUCUCACACUGUCUUUGAUUCUCCUUUGACUCCUCACUCUCUUCACCUGCUCCAUUGUGGCAUCUCUCCCACAGGAGACAGUCCUUCUUCCAUGAACUACUUUAGCCUGAGUCCUUCCCAUGGGCUGCAGUUCUUCACAAAAUGCUCCAGCUUGGAUUUCUUCCACAGGCACACUCCUUCAGGAACAGUUUGCUCCAGCCUGGGUUCUCCAUGGGGUCACCAGUCCUGCCAGCAGACCCAUUUCAGUGUCAUCUCCUCUCUCCAUGAGGCCAUGGGUCCUGCCAGGAGCCUGCUGCAGCACAGGCUUCCAGCCUCUUUCAGGCAUCAGCCUGCUCUGGCACUUCCUUUAAUAUUCGUAAUUAAAAUGGCAAAAACAACUGAUCCUUCUGAGAAACUGAUCAUCCACUCCAAAGCUCACAAAGAUACCAUCCUAGCUAAUUUUGAAGAACAAAGGAAAAAGGAUUUUCUUUGUGACAUUACUCUGAUAGUGGAGAAUGUGCAAUUCAGAGCACAUAAAGCUUUGCUGGCUGCCAGUAGUGAGUACUUCUCAAUGAUGUUUGUAAAUGAGGGUGAAAUAGGGCAGUCAGUUUACAUGUUGGAGGGAAUGGUUGCAGACACCUUUGGAGUUCUGCUAGAAUUUAUUUACACUGGUUGCCUCUGCGCCAGUGAGAAAAGCGCAGAACAAAUCCUGGCCACUGCAGAGCUGCUGAAAGUAACUGACUUGGUAUGGGCCUGUACAGACUACCUGGAGAGCCGCAGCCCAGGCAGUGCAUUGCCAGCUCCAGCUGAAAGUGUGGCCUCUGUUGUUGCAAGUGACAGGAGAAAUGAUGAUCCACCAAAGCGAAAACGGGGGCGACCAAGGAAAAUCAAGGUUGUCCAAGAAGAUGAAGAAGAAGAAUCAGUGGCAAAUUCCGCCGAAGAUGGGCAGCUGAGAGAGAACAACUCCAUGCAAAAUGAGCAGAAUUAUAUGAAGAAAAACACUGAAGUAGAAGAAACAGUUGCCAGUGAACAGGCUUCAGUGAGGAAAGAUGGAGAAGAAACUGAACCUGCUUGUGGCUCAGAGGCUGCUGUUGAUCUAUCAGCUGAGAAAGAUGAAAACUACGAUCCCAAAUCUGAAGGAAUACAGAGCACUCAGAGCCGUUACAGCAAACGUAGAAUAAGGAGAUCAAUCAAACUAAAAGAUUAUAAACUUCUUGGGGAUGAGGAUGAGAAGGGACUGGCAAAGAGAACUGAUGGAAAAAGAAAACGCGUGGGUUCUGAAGCUCGGUGUAAAGACUGUGGCAAAGUAUUUAAGUACAAUCACUUCUUGGCUAUUCACCAGCGAAGCCAUACAGGGGAGCGCCCUUUUAAAUGCAGCGAGUGUGGCAAAGGCUUUUCCCAGAAGCAUUCUCUUCAAGUCCAUGAGCGGAUGCACACCGGGGAGCGGCCGUACACGUGCACCAUUUGCAGUAAGGCUCUGACAACAAAGCAUUCUCUUCUGGAGCACAUGAGCCUACAUUCAGGGCAGAAGGCUUUUACCUGCGAUCAGUGUGGGAAAUACUUCAGCCAAAAGAGACAGCUCAAGAGCCACUAUCGACUACACACAGGCCGUUCACUGCCGGAAUGUAACCAGUGUCGUCGUAAAUUCAUGGAUGCAGCUCAGCUAAAGAAACAUCUAAGAACACACACAGGUGAGAAGCCCUUCACUUGUGAGAUUUGUGGCAAAUCAUUUACAGCUAAAAGUUCGCUUCAGACUCACAUUAGAAUUCACAGAGGAGAAAAGCCAUAUUCUUGUGAUAUAUGUGGAAAAUCCUUCUCUGAUUCCAGUGCUAAGAGAAGACAUUGUAUUUUACACACAGGCAAAAAGCCUUUUGCCUGCCCAGAAUGUAGUUUGCAGUUUGCUCGUCUGGACAACCUGAAGUCUCACUUGAAAAUUCACAGCAAGGAAAAGCAGUUUCAGGAAGCCAGCGCCGCCCCGAGCACCAAUGCUCAUCCGGAAGAAGUGAGAAACAUUCUCCAGCUGCAGCAGUACCAACUUGCCACCUCGGGAGGGCAGGAAAUUCAGCUGCUGGUUACAGAUGCAGUACACAACAUCAACUUCAUGCCCAGCCACAAUCAAGGCAUCAGUAUUGUGACUGCAGAAAAUGCCCCCAGCAUGGCCACAGAGCAGGCUGCGAACCUCGCGCUCCUUGCGCAGCCGCCGCAGCAGCUGCAAAACUUGUUGCUUUCAGCUCAGCAGGAGCAAGCAGAACAAAUUCAAAGCAUCAAUGUGAUUGCAAACCAAAUAGAGGCUGCCCAACCUGAACAAAUGCAUGUCAUCACUCUUUCCAAGGAAGCGCUAGAACAUCUCCAUGCUCAUCAAGGACAAAAUGAACAAAUCCACUUGGCGGGAUCUUCACAUCCAGCCCAGCACGUGCAGCUGGCUCAGGAAUCAAGUCAGCAGUCUCACUCUAGCCACAAUACGGUUCCUUCCCAUCAAGCCAGUGAAGAACAGAAUCAAAGUGUACUUGUUUCUGAAUCCCAGCAGCAGCCUCUGUCAGUAAAUGAGUCAUCUCAUGAGCACCCUGUCCAAGAUCAGGCUUUCUAAAAUGCUUGUAAGCAGAGAGCUAGGCCAGAAAGUGCUUCUCAUCCAAGCAGAGAUUACACAUGUCACAUAUGGGGUUUUUGCAACAUAAGCUAUCCAAAGAUGCAUUUCUUGAUGAUUUUGGAUGAGUGACUCAAUUUCCUUAAUCAUAUUUGUUUUAGACUACUUUGUUUUUCUGGACUGGUAUUUCUUUACCAGACUUAGUCCUCACAAGUAUCUCACAAGCAAUUAAAGUGGGGUUUUGUGCCUCAUACACAUCUCUGCCUCCUGAGGAGAUAUUUAGCCCUUAUUUGCAUUUCUGAGUGACUCUUCAGAGAAGUUCACCUGGCUGGUAGGAGAACAAUGUUUAGGACAUCUGCAGAUCACAAAUUACCAGUUCUCUGUCAAACUUAGAAUUAUACCUGAGUUACUGUCAAGCUUAAGACAACCAGUACUUUUUGCAAAGCUAACACCAUAUUUCUUAUGUUUAAUGAGCUUUCUCUCUGCAGGUUAAUGUAUAAUUCUCUAUGUAAUCAUUCCCUGAAGUGCAUUAUGAGUUACUGACUACCAAAUUCAUUUGGUUUGGGUUGAAACUUGCAGCCUUUAACUAGCCCCAAAUCUUCCCUCCUGUUUACUGUGUGCUGUACACAUCUUGCUCCUCAGAAACAUUUAAGCCAUUGCACUUGAAUAGUGGCAAUGAGAUGUGAUGGUUACACUGGAGAACUGAAACCCCACCGAUUCUGCUCUGUUAGUUCUGCCACUCAUUCUCUGUGUGACUGUGGGUAAGGUAGUUGACCUCUGUGCCUUAUUUCCAUCAUCUAGCAAGUGGGGAUAGUGUUCACACACUCUGCCAAGCACUUUGAAGAGCUCUUGAUGUUGAAAGCACUGUCUGUUGAAGUGCAGAACCCUCUUCCUGACAGGAUUCUGUCUAAGCUUAGGAGCCACUGUAUAUUUAAAGUGUUAUUUUUUGUACUUUUGAGAGAAGAACGUAAUCUUACUUUAAUAUAUGUUACGACUGGUAAUUGCUUAUGUGAGAAUUCAAACGAUGAAGAGCAUCACUUCAGAGCGUAACAAAUUACAUAAAUGGGGCACAUCACUUAAAGUUGUACAGCUAUUUUUGGUGACUAAAUUAGAUGUGUACAGAUUGUUUUCAAUGACUGACUGCUAACAAAAAAGAUUUGACAUCGUAAUAAAAUACCUUGCCAAAAUACA